This is a messenger RNA of Helianthus annuus (common sunflower), 390 nucleotides long. RefSeq names its product auxin-responsive protein SAUR21. Gene Ontology annotation, biological process: response to auxin. The record is from RefSeq and is a predicted model, not a curated record. The coding region runs from base 91 to 390 and encodes 99 amino acids. NCBI's taxonomy places the organism in Eukaryota, Viridiplantae, Streptophyta, Magnoliopsida, Asterales, Asteraceae. The transcript has a single exon.
UACAAUAUCACCCAACCAGAAGCAAUACUUUGAUUUUGUUUUCCAUAACAAACAUUUCCAAGUGAAACAGACUCACACUAUCUUGAAAAUAUGGCCAUCCGUAUGCCUCGUAUCAUUCAAGCAAGAAAAAUUCUGAGGCGGUCAUUAUCUAAUGGAAGCAUAACUCCAACAUAUACGGACAUCCCAAAAGGCUAUUUUGCAAUUUAUGUUGGGGAACAAGAGAAGAAGCGGCACAUGGUCCCGGUAUCACUAUUAAGCGAACCUUUGUUUCAGGACUUACUGCAUCAGGCGGAGGAAGAGUUUGGGUACAACCACCCAAUGGGCGCGCUCACAAUUCCAUGUAGUGAAGACGUAUUCACCGAUCUUGCUUCUGGUUUGGGAGCGUUCUGA